Molecule: messenger RNA, 936 nt
Organism: Naegleria fowleri
Lineage: Eukaryota; Heterolobosea; Eutetramitea; Acrasida; Naegleriidae
Exons: 3
Coding region: 1-936 (311 amino acids)
Molecular function (GO): ATP-dependent diacylglycerol kinase activity
Source: RefSeq, a predicted model, not a curated record
AUGUCCCUCUCCAAGUUGUCAUCACCUCUUUUCGAUCACAUCAUCCACUGGAUCUAUUCAUCCUCUCACUCUCAUCAACAACAACAACAUUCAAACAUUUCAAAUGUAAAAAUCUCAAACAUGGAGGAUUGGAUGAAUCACAUGUUCGGUUCCGAUCAUCGAAAUAUUGCUGCAUUUUCCAUCACCUUGUUGGGAUCUGUGUUAUCACUCGGAAUGUUGGAACAAAUUGGUCGAUUCACACCUGAAAAAUUAAGAAGAAAAUUAGUACAUAUAGGAAUGGGUCCAAUCUAUGUGUUGUUUUGGAAUUUAUUUGCAGGAGAAGACAUGGCUAGCAGGAUGUGGUGUGCCAGCAUUCCUGGAUUAUUUACUUUUUAUUUUGUUAUGGUUGGAUUGGGACUGGUAAGGAAUGACAAACUUGUGGCCACUCUGUCAAGAAGUGGUGACGCGAGGGAAAUUCUAAAGGGACCAACGUUUUAUGGUUUGUCCAUGGUGACAAGUACAUUGGCCUUCUGGAGACGGGAUGUUGCAUCUAUUGUGACCAUCAUGGUGUUGUGUGGUGGAGAUGGAUUUGCUGAUGUCAUUGGAAGAAGUUUUGGACAUUCCACUCGAUUUUCAAAUUCAAAAUCCUUAAUUGGUUCCAUUGGAAUGUUUUUCGGUGGAUUUCUUUUCAGUUCCUUGUACUUGUAUUAUUUUGAAAAGAGUGGAAAUUAUGGAGAGUUCUCGACACUGUCCCAUCUGCCUCAUUUGGCCCUCAUUAAUUUAGCCUGUACGGUGGUGGAGAGUUUGACCUACGAUCGUAGCAAUACUAAGAACCCAGAGAACGCAAAGAACAAAUCAAAAGCAUCAUCAUCACCACCACUUUGGGGUUACAUCUUUGGAGAGGACAACAUUAUUGUUUCUUUGACAGCUUCCUUACUUUCCAAAUUAAUUCUCUGA